Molecule: messenger RNA, 3926 nt
Organism: Sebastes umbrosus (honeycomb rockfish)
Lineage: Eukaryota; Metazoa; Chordata; Actinopteri; Perciformes; Sebastidae
Gene: pafah1b2
Product: platelet-activating factor acetylhydrolase 1b, catalytic subunit 2
Exons: 6
Coding region: 441-1271 (276 amino acids)
Source: RefSeq, a predicted model, not a curated record
AUUAAAUUGUAUUGUUCAUCACAAAUCAUUUCGGUAAAAUAUGACAAUAGAAUAGAAAUAAUGUGUUUUACUUCGUACGUGUUACUUGUACGGCUCUUUUUAGGCGGACGUUUUACUGGCGUCCGGUAGUCGAUUUCAGUCCAAAAUGGCGGAAGCGUAGCUUUGCUGCUAGGCUCUGAUGUUGCAAUGGAACGAACAAUUGUCUUUAACUUCCUGGCAAUAUAUGUUCUGUGGUGGUAGUGAGAGAUCAGUACGUCAAACAGCAAAGAUGUCGGCAGUGCUGUACGGUGUCUAAACUAAAUGAUACUCAUAGCUGGUGUCUGAAGCCCACUGAAGUUACAUCAAAGGACGAGGAAGAAUUCCGUCUUUUGUCAAGUAAAACGUUUUAUUCGGAAACGUUUUGGAUUUUUUUUAUCCAUUUUCAAACCAACGACCCACCCAUGAUUCAUUGCAGGAUCAGCGCUUGGAAGGUUUUCCCAGUGGUUGUACUUCUGGUUUUUCUUGCCCUGUGGCUGACCUCUCAGGAAAGAGCACUUCCAAUUUAUGGGUCGCCCUCAACAACCUCCAUAAAUUACAGAAGGAUGAGUGGUGAUGAAAUGAACCCAGCUGCAGUGGCUCAGUCAGUGGAGGAUGUACAAGGAGAUGACCGGUGGAUGUCACAGCACACAAGAUUUGUGCAGGAGUGUAAGGAUGCUGAACCAGACGUGCUUUUUGUGGGGGAUUCUUUGGUACAACUAAUGCAGCAGUAUGAGGUCUGGAGGGACGUAUUCUCUCCUCUUCAUGCGCUCAACUUUGGCAUUGCAGGGGAUACCACUUGUAAUGUGCUGUGGAGGCUGCAGAACGGAGAGCUGGAGAACAUCCGUCCCAAGGUGGUGGUGUUGUGGGUAGGAACCAACAAUUACCAACACACAGCAGAGCAAGUUGCUGGAGGAAUUCUUGCUAUCGCGCAGCUGCUCACCUCCCACCUGCCCAAGGCAAAGGUAGUUGUACUGGGUUUGUUGCCUCGAGGAGAGCGACCCAACCCAUUGAGGGAGAAGAACGCGGCGGUUAAUGAGUACCUGCGCUCCUGGCUGCCACGGCUGGGCCGGGCUCAGGUCCUAGAUGUGAGCGGGGAGUUCGUUCACUCCGACGGAGCCAUCAGCCCGCAGGACAUGUUCGACUUCCUCCACCUGACGCCGACGGGUUACCGCAGCAUUGCAAAGCCCCUCAGCGACCUGCUGCUUCAGAUAUUGAAUGAGACGCCAGAGGAGCGGCGGGCGUCGCUGGUUUGAGGGGGCCACGGCCGAGCAGCACAUUUAUCCAGGGGCAUGUCUCACCCGCUGCUGUGGGAGACGGGGGAGACAUGUCCCUGGUGUCUGGAGGAGGAUGGGCUCACUCAUAUGGGGGGUUGGUGGGGGGAAAGAGGCACCCUGAUGUGAGUGGGCCCAGGAGGGGUGUGGGAUCACAUUGAUGAGCGGAGGGUUGGGUGUGGAGAGGAUGCUGAGGAGGGAGAGAGACCUCACUACAGACGUAGACACUGUGAUUGCAGUAGUAACCUCUACUGCAGAAGGAUUUACAGGGUCAGACUACUCUGAAUCAUAGACAGAUAUACUGAGAAAUCACGUGGGACUGGAACACACACGCAGAUUAAUCUUGGCCUGUGGAAAAAAUGAGUGUUUCCCUCUGUCACCUGUGCCACGGAGAUACGAUACAAAUAGAGAAACGAUCAAAUUUCUUCCUACGUGUUUUGUUUGACGUCAGCAAAACGGUUAGAUGUGCGGCCUCUCUAUUAGCACAUGAGAGGUCCAGUGCACAACAUACUCACAGUAGGCAGCAACGUUAAUCUAACAUUGUACAAUGUUAUGAGUCUGACCAGUAUGCUGCAGAGCAGUAGUUCCCAACCCAGGGGUCAGGGCCCCCUAAGGUGUCACAAGAAAAAUGUCAGGAGUCACAAGAUAAUUUAAAGGAUAAGAUGGAGAAAAAUAUUGCUGUUACAUAAAAUUCUGUUUAUUUUUUCUGACAUUUUGCUAUUUUGUAAUUUUAAUUAAUUUUAGUUAAGUUUUAGAAUUUAAUUUCUUUCUUUUUUUUUUUCUUGCAAAACUCUGAACACUUUCACCUCUUCAGGCCAAAUUGAAACAAUGUAAAAAUCACUUUAUGGUGUGGAAUUGUUUCCUUUAAAGGUCCACUAGUCAGAAAGGUUGGGAGCCACUGCUACAGAGGGGCUACUGCUGAGAUGCACACUAUGUAUUGCAGUGAGCAGUAUUUGAAAAAUAUCUCUCACUAUUGGACGAUUUUGCUGAAAGCAUAAUCCAGUGAAGCAAAUGUCAUAUAAGAUAGUUUACACAGAUUUACUAUGAUAGAGUUUUGUCUCUUUAUGUGUACUAUUUCCUGUACUCCGCAAAACAAGGAGCACUUAGUCUUCUAAAUGUUCACUUUUGAACUCGGUGUGUGUAACUAAUUGGAUGUUUUUUUAAAGUGUUGAUCAAUAUAAAAUAGAUCGGUGUAUAUCUGGAGAGUUAACUACUUUUCCACAGACCACGCAUACAGCUGAUCACUACUCUCUUCCUGUGUCACCUAAAACCAUCACCGAACUAAAUGUUCAACUCAAACCUGACGGCGGUGUUCGCCACAUGCAUGUUUUAAGACGAGCCUCCGCUUCGGUGUAGAGAGUGGGCCAACGCUUCUGUAUUAAAUGAGUGAAUAAUAUCAAGUCAAAAUCAUGUACUCAUACAUAUUCAUUCGUGAUGUUAGCAUUUACUUGUCUCAUAAUCUACAAAUGUCUUCCAAACACCCCCAACCCUGCUGCUUAUACAUGCAAAACCUCUUUCACAGUGUAUUUGCAUUUUACUUGUAGAAUUACUUUUCAUCAGAUAAAUCUACUGUGACAUUUAAUUUUAAUGUCCAAAAAAAACUAGUAGGUUACACAUUAAAAAAUGUUUUGUAUCGCCAAACUAAGACCUGCCAGCUAUUUAAAUUGUACGCCGAACAACUUCUUGACUGUGUCCUUGGUAUCUGUUGGACAUUUUUUUAAUAGAAAAAAUAUUUCAGUGAUAUUGUCUUGUGUGCACUGUUUUUCAGUAGUGUUGCAGACAGUGCUUUGAUUUUAUUUUUCACCUCACCUUGCUACUCAUAACACAAUAUUCCUUAACUACACUAUAUUAAAAAUACAGAUUGAUUUGGGACAUUUCUUUCUGCGUCUGUAUCUUACACUAAUAUAUCCAAAUAUUCACAGUCUGACACUUUGACCAGGCUCUCUCACGGUCUCUCUCUCUCUGUCUCCUUCUCCCUCCUAAAUAUAUACAGUAUUUUCUCUUAGAAGCACCUCUUUAUUCCGUUUCCCACCUCUUCUUUAUUUCUCUCCCUUGUUGUAUUUGUCGUCGACUCACCCAGCCCUGCAGCCCUGGGCCCUGACAUCUCUACACGGUGUACUUACUGAAUAUUUUUAGGAAUAAAAAGUAGCCACGUGGUUAAGCUACUGAACACAGCUAUACUGAAUAUCGUCACGCUAAAUGCUUAAAAGCAAUCACAGGUCAUGUAAAGAAAACCAUUCGUCUGUGAGCUUCUAGCUGUUUCUUCGUGGCUCGGAUCUGUUCAAAUUGUGACCGAGAGCAUCAAAUUAUCCGACGUUACUGCUGUCUUAAGCUCUGCGCAUUUGCGUGCUAUGUGUUAAAUAUGAAGUGUGUGUGUGUGUGGGUGUGUGUGGGUGUGUGUGUGCCUUAAGUGUUAAAGGGGACGGUUGUGUGUACAGUAUGUGUGGUACUGGACUGUGUAUGUUGGACGUAUGAGAAGUGACCCCAGUUGUAUAUAAAACGUGUGAAGCUUGAAGAAAUGAUGUUUGAAGGGGGGUUCAGAUUGUGUUUUGGUGCGAUACGGCAUUUGCACUGUUUUGGCUCAUUGUCACAUUAUUGAGGUAAAGCAUUCUAAUAAUAAAAAAAACAAGGAUCUAA